Solanum dulcamara is the source of this 1394-nucleotide messenger RNA. Its product is annotated as F-box/kelch-repeat protein At3g23880-like. The record is from RefSeq and is a predicted model, not a curated record. The coding region runs from base 121 to 1236 and encodes 371 amino acids. Gene Ontology annotation, molecular function: protein binding. NCBI's taxonomy places the organism in Eukaryota, Viridiplantae, Streptophyta, Magnoliopsida, Solanales, Solanaceae. The transcript has 2 exons.
UUUAAAAGAAAAAUAAAAAAGAAUUCCCACCGGAGAGAGAAAGAGUGUUUCUUCUUCUCAUCAAAUGUGGAGAAUGAUUUUGGAUUGAGUUUCUGCUUCUCAUCAAACGAUCCUCAGAAGAUGAUGAAUGCAAGACAAAUUUCCUAUAUUUCGUUUCUUGCCAAAGAGAUUCUUGGGGAUAUUUUUUCAAGAUUACCAGUUAAAACUCUGCUGCAAUUAAAGUUCGUAUGUAAACGCUGGUGCACUCUGAUUUCGACCCCCUGGUUCAUCUGUGCGCAGCUCAAGAGGUCUAGUUCGGACCCUGAUAACCAUUAUAUCCUUGUUCAGACUGCUAGGGCGCGAAAUGGUUUGAUCCGUACACGAAAUCCAGGAUGCUUGAUAAAGCUUACUGAACCCUGUAAGUCUGCUUAUUCUGUUGUAGGUUCAAUCAAUGGCUUGGUCUGUCUAACAACUACUUGUUUCCGGAUUUGUCUAUGGAACCCUUCGAUAAAUCAAUUCAAGAUUCUCCCUAUGCACUCUAUAAACCUUCAAAAGGCACGCAAAUGUUAUGUUAGCGUGGGUUUUGGGUAUGAACAGAACUCUGAUGAUUACAAGGUCAUGAUGAUUCUAAACUCUCAGAAAGGUAGGUCAGAGACUAUAGUUGAGGUUUACUCAACCAAAUUGGAAUCUUGGAGAGAUGUGAAGACUAAUCAUCGCUUAAACAUGACUACCUGCUGCUGUGAUGCAAUUAUUGAAGGGUUUAAUUACUGGGUUAUCAGAAACAUGAACAAACCCCGUAAUAUUGUUCUUGCCUCGUUUGAUUUGAGGAGAGAGAUAUUCAGCUUAAUUCCAGUAUCGGAAGUUUUGGUAACUGAAUCUCAAAGUUUUAGGGCCAUGAACUAUCAUGGGUCACUUGCGUUGCUUGCGUACUCGUCACACACUGAAUUCAAGACAUGUCUUGAGGUUUGGAUGAUUGAAGGUGGUAGAUGUGGAGAGGAGGGUGUAUGGCAAAAGAAGUUCACCUUUGGCAUGGGCUUUGAGUUUUCUACGCAUUGGGGUCUUACUAGUGGAGAUAUAGUAGUUGAAAAUGCUCCAAACGUGCCGUUCUUGUUCAACCUGAGAACAAAACAAUUGAGGAUAAUAGGAACAAAUUCUAUUCGUUCAGUUUUCUACUAUACUGAGAGCCUUGUAUCAAUUAAGGGUUUCAAGCCUGUCCCCAAUCAAUCAAAGAAGAAAAGGAAGGCUUCAAUUCCAUAGAAGAAAAAGCAAGAUAGAGCUAACAGGCACAUGGCUGAACUGAAGUAAAUAUAGCAAUUCCAACAUUUUAUAUUGUACUUUUUCUUAUUUGUGUUUCAUAAACAUUCCUAUGAUAGCUCUGUAUCUAAUCUCUCAGCUAUAAUAAGCAACCUUCACUA